Messenger RNA from Onychostoma macrolepis, 1077 nucleotides. It is a transcript of the gene soul5l, whose product is annotated as heme-binding protein soul5, like. The record is from RefSeq and is a predicted model, not a curated record. The transcript has 8 exons. The coding region runs from base 136 to 807 and encodes 223 amino acids. Gene Ontology annotation, cellular component: cytoplasm. NCBI's taxonomy places the organism in Eukaryota, Metazoa, Chordata, Actinopteri, Cypriniformes, Cyprinidae.
AGAGUUUGUACUCACCGCUUCAGCGCGCGCCUCCGUCCUCCAGUGAACGCGCCCGCGCGCAGAGACGCUCGUGAACGCGCUCCGGUGCUGAUGUGAUCCUCUCUUCUUCUCUGCCGGAGUCACAAAUAAACCACGAUGCGUGUGAUCGGCGUGACGCUGCUGUCUCUGCUGUCUCUGGGGUCUCUGGCCGUCAGCAGUGUGGGCCCCAGUAACUCGUCCAGCAGCUUCUGCAGCGAGUCUAGAGAAUGUCUUCAGUUCGAUCUGCUCUGCCGGACAGACGAGUAUGAGGUUCGUCGUUACUCAGCCACGCGGUGGGUCUCUACAGACGCAGAGGCGUAUUUCCUCGGGGUCGGAGCCGCCAUGGCCUUCAGACGCCUCUAUCAUUAUAUCUCUGGAGACAAUGAAGAGGGUGUGAGGUUUGAGAUGACGGCUCCGGUGCUUGUUGAAGUCCCAGAGGAAGUGAAGAUGUGGGAACCGGCGAUCUACACGCUCAGCUUCCUGCUGCCAUCAGCCUAUCAGGAGCAUCCGCCCACUCCCACCAACGACAAGCUGUAUUUCUCUGACAUGCCUGACAUGGAUGUGUACGUGAGGAGUUACGGCGGCUGGAUGCUGUCAAUCACCUCCCGACUCCACGCCCACCUGCUGAGCAGAGCACUGCUGAGAGCCCACGCCCACUUUAACCACACCCACCACUACACUGUGGGCUACGACAGUCCUCUGAAGCUGCUAAACAGGCAUAAUGAGGUGUGGUACGUGGUGGAGGGAGAUCCGGUCUGCGGAGAGGAACACACUCCGGACACACACUGAACAGGUCUCACAGGACGCCGGUGAUCUUUCUGUGCUUUGGUGAAAUCUCCAUCCCACAAACAACAGCCUGAAUUUCAUGUUCAACAAUAAUCAAACACAUCUACUGCUCUCGGUGUAUCUAGUCUCCUAGUGAAUGUCAUUAAACCUCCAGAACGACUGUAUCUCAGCGCAAUAAUCCGCUUCAUUCAUCUCAGAUCAAUAAAUCAGAUUUCUUUGCUUUAUGUUCAGAGCUGUUGUUCAUCGAUGGCUAAUAAACUUUGAGUGCUGACA